UUCACUGAAGACUGUGGGGGCGGUGUUGAUGUUACUGCUCAUCUGGGUCAUCUCCUUCAUCCUCGCUCUCCCCAACUUCAUCUGGCGAACUCUCAAACACCACGUCAUCAAUCUUCCAAACCUCUACUCCAUCAACUUCUGCUUCGAGGAGUGGCCGACGGAACACGGUCGAGGCUACUACAGCGUCUUCGUCAUUCUUGUGCAGUAUUGCCUGCCUAUCGUCACCGUCAGCGUUGCCUAUGCUAUGAUCUGCCGGAAGCUCAAGUUCAGGAUGGCAAACAGUACCGUCAGAUCGUCCAAGAAAGGUGAGAGGGACGACAGGAGGAUGAAGAAGACCAACAAGCUGCUCAUAACCAUCGCCCUCAUCUUCUGCCUGUCAUGGCUGCCCCUCAACCUCUACAACCUCGUCGUCGACUUCCACAACCCCUUCGGCGACGACAUGGAGACGAUGCUCGUCGUGUACGCCGUCUGCCACAUGAUGGGUAUGUCGUCGGCGUGUUCCAACCCACUCAUGUACGGUUGGCUCAACGACAACUUCCGUAAGGAGUUUCUGGAGAUCUUCAGUAGAGUGUUGCCGUGUAGGGAGCCCCAGCCCCAGCUGCAGGGCAGCAGGAGAGGUCAGGCCUUGGUGCAGGAGAAAACCACUCCCACGCCCUCCAAGUUGCCCGCCACCCCACAGGGCAAGGACGAGCGACCUAAGGUGCUUUACAUGAAGGCUAAAGAGGCGGUAGAAGUGAACGGCACCUGUGACACCCAGGGUGACGAAACCUACAUCACCCAGGUGGUCACUAACGCCACGCUGUAGGAAGAUUGGUAGUUGUGGCCGUGACCUGCCGUGACCUGUUGUGACCUGCCGUGACCUGUUGUGACCUGCCGUGAUCUGUUGUGAGCUGUCAUGAGCUGAUGUGAUCUACGGUGACCUGCCGUGAACCUGUCGUGACCUGCCGUAACUCUGUUUAAUCUUUUGUGACAACUCGUGAUUUGAUGUGAUCUGCUGUGACCUGUUGUAGCUUUUGACCUGUCGUGACCUGUGUCUAGUUACUAGAGUUAAAACAGGUAGCACAGGUAGCACAGGUAACAAGUGGAUGAUGAUGAUGACGACGUAAUGUGAAUAAACGAAGAAAAGAAGAUAUAAAAAGAGCAGAAAUCUGAUUAAAGUAACAAAUUAAUGUAAUCGGACAAGAUGGAAGUCCGGUUAUUUUUCAAACUUUGUUGCCGAUUCUAGCACAGCUUCCCCAAAGGCCGAUUUUAACACUCCCGCGAAGCCAAUUUCAGCAAAGCUUCUAACAAAGGCCGAUUUUAACGCUCCCAAGAGGCCGAUAUUAACACUCCCAAGACAAGACUUGUUCAUAUAGAAAUAUACAUAUGUGUGUGUACUGUAUAUAUUACAAUUGAUAUUAACAUAGUGUGUUUCUUUUAUAUAAUUCGGACAAUUACUGUGCCAAAACAAGAAUGUAUUGUGGUAAUUAACGUCACCUGUGUGUCUGUCCUACACCUGUACAUAGCUUCUUCUUAGAGAUAUAAAUAUAAAUCAUUUUGCUAUUUAGUAUUGUUAAGGAAAUUGGUUUUGUUUU
Homarus americanus (American lobster) is the source of this 1574-nucleotide messenger RNA. Its product is annotated as neuropeptide F receptor-like. The transcript is spliced from 2 exons. Gene Ontology annotation, biological process: G protein-coupled receptor signaling pathway. Bases 29 to 805 code for a protein of 258 amino acids. Gene Ontology annotation, cellular component: membrane. Lineage: Eukaryota; Metazoa; Arthropoda; Malacostraca; Decapoda; Nephropidae. Gene Ontology annotation, molecular function: G protein-coupled receptor activity. The record is from RefSeq and is a predicted model, not a curated record.